Molecule: messenger RNA, 5049 nt
Organism: Schistosoma curassoni
Lineage: Eukaryota; Metazoa; Platyhelminthes; Trematoda; Strigeidida; Schistosomatidae
Source: the annotation of a GenBank genome assembly
AGAGCAGACCUUGUGCCAAUGCGCUCAAUUAGGUUUUAGAGACUUUGCGGUUAUAAGAUUACUCAAAUUUGACUAGUAUAAGACUUGAUUAUCAACUUACUACAAUUUUUGAUAUCCUAAAAAAUGCAGAAGAGCCUUUUGACAUUCUUUACGCGUUCCCCUAAACCUUUAUCUGAAAAUUCAAACAAAAUGUGUCCAGAAUCCUCAAAAAACACAAACUCUCCAGUUGUAUGCCUGAGACCACCCACUGGACACGAUGAUGAAAUUAUGUCCAGCCCCACGACUUCGUCCGUUAGCAAAAGACGACGGGUUAUCAUCGAGUCCAGUGAUGAUGAAGAUGAGGCCCCUGCUCUUACAAAAGAGAAGGCAGAAGCGGUAAAUAAACAUGAUGUAAGUGAUGUUACUGACCUGUUAUUUUAGUUACAGUUGUCAAAGUAUUCCUUCUCCCCGCAACCGGUCAGACAAAAUGGCAAAAAGAUAAACGAGGCGGCAGACGAAUCUUCUCUAGAAAUGAGUGUAGUCACGCAGGUCAAUGAGGCAUUUGAAGAUGAAACUGUUUCGUGGACUCACUUAAGCCUUCCAUUUUUGGAACCCUCUAAAAUCAAAGAUAUCAACGGUCGAAGGCCCGACCAUCCAGAAUAUGACUCACACACAUUAUAUGUCCCAGAGGAGUUUAAGACUAAACAAACUCCUGGCAUGCGGCAGUGGUGGGAAUUAAAGUCGCGAUACACCGACGUAAUUCUGUUUUUUAAGGUUGGAAAGUUUUAUGAAAUGUACCACAUGGAUGCUAUGAUUGGCGUAAAGGAGCUUGGUUUGGUGUUUAUGAAGGGGAACUUUGCACACUGUGGAUUUCCUGAAGUGGCUUUUCCUCGUAUGGCUGAUCAGCUUGUCCGUAAAGGUUAUAAGAUUGCUCGCAUUGAACAAACGGAAUCAAUUGAUGCUAUGAAUGAACGAUGCAAACGAAAAUCUUCAAGCGAGAAGGUUGUGCGAAGAGAAGUAUGUCAACUUAUAACACCGGGUACUUGCACAGCCAGUACGAGGUCAGAGAUAUCUGAUGUAAAGGCUGUGGAAACUGGUGAUGUUGAAAACGAUGACGAAAGCUUUAGGGAUUUGAUAAACUUAGCCAAUCCUGAUUCAUUUUUACUUGCUGUUGUAGAAUCGCACGGUAAUAAAAGUUACCCUUUUGCUUUCGGAAUAGGUUUAUUGAAUGCAUCCACUGGCAAAAUCAAUAUUGGUCAGUUUUUAGAUGAUCGUCACUGUUCUCGAUUACGUACAUUUUUAUCCCACCAUCCUCCUAACCAGUUACUAAUCGAGCGUGGAACUGCAGGAGUAGCUAUAAAAUCCUUGAUAAAAACAUCUCUUUCAUGUGUUCCAACUGAGUUCCUAACGCCAACGAAACAGUUUUGGAGUGCAAAGAACACUGUCCAAGAGUUGGAGACAGCUGAUUAUUUCCCAAAACGGAUGUCCAACAUCACCGUUGAUUCGAACCAUGUCUCCAAAGUAUCUUCGUUCCCUGACAAGGAAAGUUGGCCAGAUGUUCUCUUAAAUAUGUUAUCCGAAGAUGAUCCACUAGGACGUACUGUAAAGUCAGAGUGGGAACUAGCAUUUCGGUGUCUUGGUGCACUUAUUUACUACUUACGUUACUGUUUGAUUGAUCGUGAAGUACUAUCACUGGGUUUCAUUGAUGUAUACGUACCAAUAGAUAUGAAGAAUACUAACUCUCAAAGAAGUCCUGGGUCUAUUGAAUUAUUUUAUGAUACACAGUCUCAGAUGGUUUUGGACAGUAUUACAUUAUCUAAUUUGGAUAUCAUACGAAACAAUGUAGAUGGUUCUCAAGAAGGUUCUUUGCUGCAACGUCUCAAUACUUGUUGUACCUUCUUUGGACGUCGUUUGUUGCGUCAGUGGAUAACUGCUCCACCAUGCAACCCAAAUGUUAUUAGACAAAGACAACUGGCAAUUGAAAAUCUUAUUUCUAUCAGUGAUAUAAUUCCUAAACUUCGAGACAAAUUAGCUCAGUUGCCUGAUUUAGAGCGUCUUAUUACAAAAAUUCAUUUAUUGGGUUCUAAAGGUGAUAAAAACCAUCCAGAUAGUAGGGCAAUCAUAUUUGAAGAAGUUCAAUAUUCAAGAAAAAAUAUUACUGAUUUUGUGGCUACUUUAGAUGGUUUCGAAUUGAGCUAUAAAAUAAUGCAUGAAAUCAACCAUUAUUCAUUAAGCUCCGCAUAUUUGAAAAAAUUAGUAACUUUAACUAGCCUGAGCGGCAACUUUCCUGAUAUCAGUGAGAAAAUAAAUUAUUUCAAAAAUGCUUUCGAUGCUGAAAAAGCUAAAAAUGAAGGUCGGAUCAUUCCAGAACCUGGUAUAGAUCCUGAAUAUGAUGAGUCUGUGUCGGAAAUCAAAAGGAUUGUUGAGGAUAUGGACAGGUUUUUAUUAAAAUGGAGCAAAACAUUCGGUACACGGCUUGCAUAUUGGGGAACCGGUCGCAAUCGUUAUCAGAUUGAAAUCCCAGAAUCUUUAGCAUCUCGUGUUCCCAACUCAUGGCAGUUAUCUUCACAGCGAAAAGGUGUCAAACGUUAUACUUGUUCAGAGACCCAACAAUGGCUAAGCGAGUUAACUGCUGCUGAGGAACGAAAGGACGCUAGUCUACGGUCGAUAAUGCAACAUAUAUUUUCAUCGUUUAGUGAAUCAUUUACCGAGUGGCAUAUGGCUAUGUCUUGUUUAGCUGAAUUAGACUGUCUAAUUGCUUUAUCUUCGUACAGUACAAAUGCCUCUGAUGUGAUGUGUCUUCCAGAAUUUAUUGAUCUAAAUUCAUCUACUAAACCAUUACUGGAAAUAGUUGAUGGAAUUCAUCCUUGUCUAAUAAAUACAUUUUCGGGUGGAGAUAUUAUUCCAAAUGAUAUAAAACUUGGUACAACAUCAUCGAUGAUAUAUUCACCAACACAUCAUACGUUACGUGAUACGUUUAACAAUGUUUCUGUUAUUCUUGUUACUGGUCCUAAUAUGGGUGGAAAAUCAACUUUGAUGAGACAAGCUGCUUUAUUAGUUAUACUAGCACAUUUAGGUUGUCGCAUUCCGGCCAAGUCAUGCAAACUAACUCCUGUGGAUCGGAUAUUUUCACGCCUUGGUGCAAGUGACAGAAUGCUUUCAGGUGAAAGUACGUUUUUGGUGGAGUUAUCAGAGACAGCAUCUAUUUUACAUCAUAUCACUCCUCAUAGUCUUGUUUUGAUGGAUGAAUUAGGUCGUGGAACUUCCACUCACGACGGAUCAGCCCUAGCAGGUGCAGUUGUUUCUUACUUAGCUAAACCAAAUGGAAGAUUUUUCGAUGGCUGUGGCCCUAGGACUCUGUUUUCAACGCACUAUCACAGCUUGGUAGAUCAAGUUGCUAACACAGACCCAUCUACUUCCGAUGAAGAUAUGAACCAUCUAUGCAUUGGCCUGGGUCACAUGUCUUGUAUGGUUGAAGCAGAAUCAGAGUCAACGAAUGAUUUAGAAAAUAUUACAUUUUUGUAUAAAUUUAUUCCUGGUGCAUGUCCAAAAAGUUAUGGCUUCAAUGCAGCUCGUUUAGCUAUGCUACCUGAUAAGGUUAUCCGACUUGGUUUAACCAAGGCGAAGGAGUUCGAAAAAACCACUGCAACAUUUGCAUGUCUGAGGACAUUAUUGCAAGGGCAGGUUACAGUGGAGGACCUAAGACAGUGGAGUUCUAAAUUAAAAACAUUUUUAUAACAUAAAAACAAUACCUUGAAAAUCAUAUUCAUUCAACUUUUAAAUGGCACGUCUUAGAUUUUAUUACCAAUACAUAUCUACUUCCCACUUUCCCUCAUUAAAUAAUCCAUAUUUUUUAAGAAAACUGGAUUUCUUACACACCUAGUGGUUUGAGUGUAAAUAUGGUGGGAGAAAAAAUGAUCUGUGUAGACAUUUUAAUGGAUUAUGAUUUAGAGGAAAUUCCUAUGUUAUAAUAGGUAUCAAUAGUUUAUUUUUAAAAAACCGUAUACAGAACUUUUGGCUACUGCAAAUUAUUAUGAGACCACCUCAGCAUAUCUCUACGUGUUCUGAAUUUGAAAAAUUGGUUUCUGUAUAAGCAGACAAUGAUUGUUGAACCAUGCUAUCAUGCCAGUUGUAUCACGUUGUUACAUUUCAGACGACCUACUAAAUACAGUGUGAUUCACUAAUACUUAACCAACAGUAAAACAGAAAUUUGCAAUCAUCUUAGUUUUAUGCAUUUUGUAUGCAUAUGAAAAUCUGAUACAUAUCAACUAUUAGUAACUCCAUUGUUCUAUUCAACAAAAACUAGGAAAAAAACAACUUUUGAGCACAUCGAGGAAAAACUUCGUUUUGUCAAAUCUGAUUUACCCUUGCAUCCGGUUUGAGAGUGAAAUGAUUAUCCACCACAGAUCAGUAUCCAGUAGAAACUUUGAACAUAUCAUUCACUAAAUCAUUUUUCUUUUUUCAUGUAUGCUGUUGCGAAAUGUAGCAACCACGAGACAAUUUUUCGUUUCUUUGCCUACUAUCAAUUUUUCUGUGUAUCUGGUACUUUUCAAUUAGUGUGAACGUUAGACUGUUUUAGUAUAUUUCGAAGGGGAAGUUUCUAAUAGGUUUUUUGAUGAUGAUGAUGAUAAUAAUAAUAAUAAUAAUAGUAAUAAUGAUACUAUCAAUAAUUGCUUACCCAGAUGAACACAUUAUACCAUAAUGAUCCUCAACUAAACAUGCACACCUCUUUGGAAUGUUGCAGACAUUCGCUUCCAUCUACACCAAUACUCUUUGUUGUCCCAACAAAUUUAAAUAAUCUGGUCUCUCUUGGGCGAUCUUUACGAUGCUAAAACUAGCGAUAACAUUAAAAUUCAUGUUUGGAUCAGUCUUUAGUUCUUUAAUUCUGGUUUUUUUUUAUCGAAACUAAUUGUACAUGUAUGCGCAUUCACACUAACAUUAUAUAAAAGAUUCGGGUGAAUACAAAUGAAUUUUACAACACUAUGCAAUACUUCCUGAAAACUAUUCUCCACCGUUGCUAAAACAGAUUUUAUUAGUCAUGCGAAUUUCAAUUUACAAUCUAUGUAGUUG